This is a messenger RNA of Helicoverpa zea (corn earworm), 1575 nucleotides long. It is a transcript of the gene NGR-A28, whose product is annotated as adipokinetic hormone/corazonin-related peptide receptor variant I-like. Gene Ontology annotation, biological process: G protein-coupled receptor signaling pathway. Gene Ontology annotation, cellular component: membrane. The record is from RefSeq and is a predicted model, not a curated record. Lineage: Eukaryota; Metazoa; Arthropoda; Insecta; Lepidoptera; Noctuidae. The transcript has 8 exons. Gene Ontology annotation, molecular function: vasopressin receptor activity; peptide binding. The coding region runs from base 1 to 1335 and encodes 444 amino acids.
AUGUACCAAGACGCACCAGAAGAUGUAGAGGCUGACUGCAACCAAAAAUUCUGGGACUAUUUCAACAUGGAAGGUACAUCAAUGAUCAACGUCACUGAGGUUGUUGACACGACUAUACCUGCGCCUGAGCAGGGGUUCGUGGUGGGGGUAUACAGUGCGCUAUUGGCUGCCGGGGCUGUCGGCAAUGUGGGCGUGUUCGUGUCAUUGGUGCGCUCGCGCCGACGAAAGUCGCGCGUCAAUCUGUUGAUGACACAUCUAGUUGUUGCUGAUAUGAUCGUGCUGUUCAUUGUUAUACCAUUAGAGAUUGGUUGGCGGACUACAAACGCGUGGCUAGCUGGGAACCUGGCCUGCAAAUUCUUCUUAGUUCUAAGAGCUUUUGGGUUGUAUCUAUCAUCCAACGUUUUGGUCUGCAUAUCACUCGACAGAUUCUUCGCAAUCCUGUACCCACUAAGGCUACCCAUUGCAAGAAAAAGAAGUAAAAUCAUGCUCUCACUAGCUUGGAUCAUCGCGUUGCUAUGCAGCCUACCACAGAGUCUAGUCUUCCGUGUGAUGAGUCAUCCGAAAGUACCGGAUUUUCAGCAAUGUGUGUCUUUUGAAGCGUUUGCGAACCAACAUCAGGAACUUGCAUACAACGUGUUUUGUCUCGGAGCGGUGUAUUUUUUGCCGUUGACUAUAAUUUCUGUAUGCUACGCUUGCAUUUUUUACGAGAUUUCGAAGAAUUCUAAAGAAAAUUCGGAAAAAUACCACCAGUCAGACCACAGCAGAGUGAUGCUGAGGAGAUCCGACCAAAGACCGCUGGCUCGUGCUAGGAGAAGAACGCUCAGGAUGACCGUUACCAUAGUAACGGUUUUCGCUUGCUGCUGGCUACCUUAUGCCACCAUGACUUUAUGGUACAUGCUAGACCGUAAAUCAGCAGUCCACGUCUCAGCCAGAGUCCAGGAUCUGUUCUUCAUCAUGGCCGUCUCCAACUCCUGCAUGGACCCUCUGGUAUACGGCUCCUACAUCAUAGACCCGAGGACCUUCAAGAGGACGAUCAGGAAACUCUUCUGCAUACACGUUAGUCCUUCGGAUAUACCAGGUAUCACCGGUCCUGACCUGAGGACUAAAGUGAGCAUACGCCAACCUAGCAGGGAGACGACACAGUUGGAAAACAUACGUCUAACCUGCGUCCGUCGCCACAAGGUGCGUUUUGAGGAACUAUCAACGGUUCGUCCGAGCGUCAAUUCGGACCCAAUACCUCAUUGGGCGGAACAUUCGAUAGAUGACAGAGUAGUUAAAGCUGCUCGGAGCUGCGAAAUAUUCGUCCUACAUACCCCCAAAAGGAACUUCAGGUAGCGCUCAAUAAUACCUGGAACUUUCAUCCAGGAAAGUGAAUUUUAAACUCUAUUAAUUAGCAGUGAAAGUCUAUUUUUGUACCGCGUAGUGGCUCGAUUUGUAAAUAUAAGAAAACGGUUGUGAAACAAAAUAUUCUUAAAGGAUGUUGUUACGAGUUUGGGAGUGGUUACUGAUUAGAUUAAAUGGUGUUUUAAGACUAAAAGUUAUUAUGCAAGUAUGUGAGACCAUGACCAUCUUAGU